Messenger RNA from Bicyclus anynana (squinting bush brown), 2088 nucleotides. RefSeq lists its product as uncharacterized. Gene Ontology annotation, molecular function: nucleic acid binding; zinc ion binding. The record is from RefSeq and is a predicted model, not a curated record. Bases 1 to 2088 code for a protein of 695 amino acids. NCBI's taxonomy places the organism in Eukaryota, Metazoa, Arthropoda, Insecta, Lepidoptera, Nymphalidae. The transcript has a single exon.
AUGCGAUCUGAACAUAAAUCUACCCGGGAGGGUCCCCUUCGGGGGGAAUCCCUUGGUGCGUCGGAUAGCCGUCGCAUCGGCCCCAGCGUAUACGGGGGGGCCAACAGACGCAUAGAGGCUAGGUUAGAAAGAAUGAGGGAGGUAGAGAGAACAGGAAACGCGCAGAGGGGAGAAAAUUUGAGUAUGGAGUUGGAGAGAGGUAUAAAUGUAGUGGAGGAUUUAAUAGAAAACAGAAUGGACGUAACAUCAUGUGCUUCUGACUCAGACAGAAGUAGCGUCCGUCCUGCAACUAAACAGUCGUCAUCAGUCAAAAGACGGCGCCUCUCCAAUGGUGGAGAGUCUACAAGCGAGGCGGAAGAGGUGGCGAGCCAGAAUAUUUCUUCUCGAAGAAAGGGCCCCUGCACUAAAAAAGAAAUGUUUCUCAAACCAGUACGAGCUACUGAUGACGGAGAGGAACACAUUCACGAGCUAGCACGUGCCGCGAGAAUGGCACGUUCUACUAUAGGGCUUCCUACCGUUGCUGAUAAUGAGGCGCUCAUGAAACGGGUGGAAGACGAUAUAAAUAUUAUCGUAAAGGUAGCUACCAAAUCUAAAAAUUUGAAGGGCACCUUUCAGAAGGCACUUAAAGACGCGGGGGCUUCAAUAAAAGAAACGGUAGAAGCCCUAAAAGACAAAAUGUCGAGUGAGGAAGUAACAAGGCUUCAGCUAGAAAACGCCGCACUCCGAAAAGAGUUAAAACAAAUUAGGAAGGAUAUGGCAGAGCUGCGAAUGGAGGUGCGGAGAACGAAUAGUUGUUAUACUCCAUCAACCCAAACCUCUGCCCCUGAACAAACUAAAGAACCGGCGCCCUCAUCAACGUUUGAUUCUCAAGCUGUAGAUGAGCUAGCACGGUCCAUCAUGAUCCAAGUUGGCACCAUGAUAGAUGCACGUCUACAUUCGCUGGAGCAGAGGCUCCCACCAGAGGAAAGGAUUCGUCCACCAUUGUCUACAGAUCGACGAACCAGUGCAAAUGAUGCGUCUGCUUCCACUUCUGGUGCUCCGCAGACAAGGCCGGAGCCAAGAGAAGAAGCUACAGCCCCUAAAACCAAGAAGGGCAAAGUGCGAAAGACAGGUACAGGGACAAAACCCGUGGACAAAAGUAAGAGUGCCCCGCAGCCUUCGGGCUCAACGCAAAAUGAAGAGGAAUGGACAAAGGUUGGAAAGAGUGGCAAAAAGUCCAAAACCAGUGCAAACUCUUCCAAACCUUCUGUAAAGAAACUGCGGUUAGCACGGUCAGCAGCUGUGGUUAUAACUUUACAGCCUGGAGCUACUGAUAAAGCUGUUACCUACGCCAGUAUACUGUCUGAGGCGAAAUCUAAAAUUGAUCUCUCCAGCAUAGGUAUAUCGGCUUUGAGGUUCCGUCGAGCUGCCACUGGCGCCCGUAUAUUGGAGCUUCCUGGCGAAUCUGGUGGAAAGCAGGCCGACACUUUAGCCCAAAGCCUCAGACAGAUCUUACCUGAAGAAAUUGUGAGGGUGUCCAGGCCCGAAAAGUGUGUAAAUCUUAGAAUCACUGGGUUAGACGAUUCUGUAAAUGAAGCUGAAAUUGCUGCUGCUGUUUCAGUAAAAGGCGGAUGCCCAAUCGAGGCAGUGAAAGUAGGCAAAAUCCAGUGGACCCCUAAGAGCACAGGCUCAGUUUUGAUCAGAUGUCCUGUUGCUGCAGCUAAGAAGAUGGAAGAAGGUCGGUUACUGGUAGGGUGGGUAUCGGCCAAUGUUCGAUUGCUCGAGCAAAGACCUCUCCGGUGCUUCCGUUGUCUAGAGACUGGACAUGUUCGCCCUAUGUGUACAGCCGAAAUUGACCGCAGUAGUGAAUGUUACAACUGCGGUCAACCUGGCCAUAAGGCAGCGGACUGCUCGAGCAACUCGAACUGCUCUCUUUGCGCAGCAGCAGGAGGGCCCGCAAAUCAUAAGCUUGGGAGCGGGCUGUGUCAAAACGGUAAGAAAAGCAAAAAGGCCUGGGUACGACCUCGGCGUACCGUGCAGACUGAUUGUCCAUCUGUGAAUACAGGUGAGUCUCUGGGCGAUGGUGGGAAUAGAAUGGCUGAAGACUAA